AUGAUAAUCACACGGCUCAUCUCCGUCACAAACUUUGCGGUCGCAUCGUCGGCCCUCGGGUUCCAGGUCUUCGUCCUUUAUCCAUGGCACAUGCAGUUGGACGAGUCUUUCGAAGAGCUGAAGAAGGAGCACAUCCGGGUUCUGGCGGCAGUGAAGGAGGUCGCCAAGGAGGUCGACCCGGAGUCACGGAAGGGCAUGACCGACUCCAUCCUGGGCCGCUUGGGUUUGACCUCGAACAGCGUGAGAAGGCUGUUUUGGUCUGGUCAACCCAAUGCUGUCGCAAGUGCCUUCACCACAAGUAAUGCCGUAGACAGCUUUGAGGAGGACCUCCCUGUGGCCUCCGACCCGGUGAAGCCUGUGAUGAAGGUUCCUCUUGCUCUUCCCAAGCCGAGAAUGGGCGUCUCCGAGGUAGCCCGAUAUGCCUUCUCCGGUGCUAUCUGCUGCUCCUUCACUCAUGCCAUUCUGACCCCGGUCGACGUCGUCAAAACGCGAGUUCAACUCGAGCCAGCCAAGUACAACCGCGGCCUCGCAGGCGGCAUGCGCCAAAUCAUCGCCGGCGACGGCGCCGCAGCCCUCCUGACCGGCCUCGGGCCAACGGUAACGGGCUACUUCCUGCAAGGCGCCUUCAAGUUCGGGGGGUACGAGUACUUCAAGCGCCAGGCCAACGACUGGCUAGGACCAGAGGCGGCAGCGGCGAACCGCAACGCCGUCUACCUCGCCUCGUCCGCCUCUGCGGAAUUCCUCGGCGAUAUCCUGCUCUGCCCCUUCGAGGCCGCCCGCAUCAGACUAGUCUCGCAACCUACUUUCGCGCCGAGCAUGCUUUCGACGCUCGGCAAGAUGACCAGGCAAGAGGGUUUUGCUGGACUGUACUCCGGUUUCAUGCCCAUAGUGCUCAAGCAGGUCCCAUACACAAUGGCCACAUUCGUCGUGUACGAAAAAGCCAGCGAGGUGGCAUACACAUGGAUCAACAAGGCCACGGCGUCGAACGCGGUGCUGUCCGGCGUGAACCUCGGCUGCGGUCUCGUCGCCGGCAUGGCCGCCGCCAUCGUCUCGCAGCCCGCCGACACCGUGUUGAGCAAGAUCAACAAGGAGAAGGGCCGCCCGGGCGAGGGGAUAGCGAAGCGCAUCGUCGCCAUCGUCGCUCAGCUCGGCUUCCGGGGGAGCUACACUAGCAUUGGCCCGAGGCUGGUCAUGGUGGGCGGGAUGACGGCCGUGCAGUUCGGGAUCUAUGGGCAUAUCCAGAGGGCUCUUGGUGCUACUAGUAGUGCACCUGCCGUUGAAGAUGCAGGGAUAGCGGGCGCUGUUGACGCUGCCGAGUGA
Messenger RNA from Anthostomella pinea, 1320 nucleotides. The record is from the annotation of a GenBank genome assembly. NCBI's taxonomy places the organism in Eukaryota, Fungi, Ascomycota, Sordariomycetes, Xylariales, Xylariaceae.